Messenger RNA from Eremothecium sinecaudum, 1740 nucleotides. Its product is annotated as HFR059Wp. Gene Ontology annotation, molecular function: protein binding; cis-regulatory region sequence-specific DNA binding. Gene Ontology annotation, cellular component: nucleus. The record is from RefSeq and is a predicted model, not a curated record. The coding region runs from base 1 to 1740 and encodes 579 amino acids. NCBI's taxonomy places the organism in Eukaryota, Fungi, Ascomycota, Saccharomycetes, Saccharomycetales, Saccharomycetaceae. The transcript has a single exon.
AUGACUCAGGAGUGCAAGAAAUCAAGAUUAGCACCAAGUUAUCGAAUCCAGACUCUUACACAUGCAACUUCUCAUCCUUUAGGUGUUAAACCGUCCGGUAAUGCGUUGCUAGAAGGAGCUGAUCCAAAGGAACGGCGGGAGAUUCGCUCCAAAAACCUUGGAACCUUGGCAGAUUUUCCCGAGGAACUGCUAAUGGAAUUGUUUUCAUACAUUUUGGACCCCAAGACCUUGCAUAGUUUUGCAUGUGCAUCUAGGAUGCUUUAUGCAUACACAUACGACGAAGAUAUCUGGAGAAAACUAUAUAUGAGGGAGUAUACAAGGUUGGAAUAUAUGCAGAGGGAAAAUAAAAGCGAUAAACCUAUUGUUCCAUUUGGUUGUUCUAGCUGGAAAGGGACCUGGAGAAAUACUCUUUUGAAAUUGGAACCAGAAAAUGAGGCCUUGAUCCAGACCAACAACACUUUAUAUUCAGACAUGCUCUAUAGACCAUACCAGUGCUCGCAGAUUGAUUAUUUACAUAUCUUCAGAAAGAUUAUUGACUACGAGAAAGCGUCUCAUGAACUGGGUUACAAUUUAAAUAAAGAUUUUGGCAUUGACAGGUUCAGUGAAUCCGAUUUUGACCAGGAGAAAUUUGAAAACAAAUACAUUGACAAACCCUUUAUCCUUCAUAGUCAAGAAAAUAAUGGUAGGUGGCCAGUAUGGAGUAUCGACGAUCUUGCUGCUGAAUACCAGCAGGUCAGCUUUCGGCAGGAGUCAGUGAAGUGGACAUUAUCGAAUUAUGCUUCUUAUAGCCGCAAUAAUCGAGACGAAUCCCCACUGUAUCUUUUUGAUUGUAAUAGUGAGGCCAUGAAUAAGAUUAAAGACAGUUACGAGUCUCCAGAUAUUUUUCAUAAGGACUUCUUCAGAUUGUUUCAAGAAGACGGCAUUAAUUGCAGACCUGAUCAUAGAUGGCUUAUUGUAGGCCCUGCUCGCAGCGGUUCAACCUUUCAUAAGGACCCUAAUAAUACAUCUGCUUGGAAUACAGUUUUGAGCGGCAUGAAAUUAUGGAUAAUGCUCCCACCUCACGUAAAGCCACCAGGUGUUUCUACUGAUAGUGAAGAAGAGGAAGUUACCUCACCGGUUGGCAUUGCUGAAUGGGUUCUCUCAGGAUAUUAUAAUGAUGCAGUUAAAAUGGCUCAGAAUGGAGAUUGUCUAAUAGGUAUAACAUUCCCGGGCGAAUGUAUAUACGUCCCAUCAGGCUGGUGGCAUACUGUUAUCAACUUGACGGAUACGGUAGCGUUGACGGAGAACUUCGUCCCUCAACCAAUUCUUCCUAAGGUUUUAAACUUUUUAAAGAACAAGCCAAAACAAUUAUCUGGAUUCCAUUUUAAGGAUUUGGCAGAUUCUAUAGAGGCUUUUCUUACUCAGAAAGGCGAUGGGAUCAAAAAUCAAGAGCAUACUAAACUACUACAGGAAUUUGUUAACUACAGAGAUAUUCGCAAUUUUGAUAAUGAAGAUUGUGGAAUUUUGAGUGAUUGUACUGUAAAACCUCCAAUUUACGAGUUCCUUGUUGAGUUGCUCGCCCAAUCCAAAAACAAGGAUUGUCUCUCAUGGGCAUUAGAAAAAGCAGCGAAGUUAGAAAGCAUAAUGCUAAGAGAAAAAAAAUUGAACUCCGCUCGUGAAAACGUAAAGGUAUCUGAAUUAUGGAGUAACCUCACAAAGCAAGCGGAUACUGCGUUUUCCUUUGGUUUUACUGAACAGUAG